AAUCAUUUAUUUCUUGGACAAAGCGUUACCACAGAAACAGCCAGUUCAGACUCCUCCGGAUUCUUCUUUAGUGACCUAAAAGGCAAAGUAGCACAAUUAACUAAUUGAAUUUUAAUCUGGAGUGGAAAAGCGUAGGAAAGAUGGGGUUUCUUAAGAUAUUUGGCAAGAAACCAAGACAAAAGGUGGAGCAGGUGGCUACUGUCUAGCAUUUCUUUCCAGUCCACAGUGUAACCUGAAAUGGUAGGAGGAGUGCUCGAAUUUGUUGCGUUAUGAUAGGAGCUGUUCUGGCUAUAUAAACUGGUGGGGCACUUGUUCUACUAUCACUGGCUCAGCACACAUUCUUUAAUAGAUAGUCAGAUACUGCAUAGCAACAACUGCCUUGCUGGACUCAGCUGGAAGACUCGUAGGCGAAGAUCAACUCCCUCCUCCCCCCAAAACACAGGAGAGAAGUUGGAAAUCAGCAUUAUCUGAAGAAUGAACGGCUGUUCUCUGAGCGAUGUUUGUGACAUCUCCAGUAGGCCAUUCUUGGCCGACUCGCCUCUUGAUGGACACAGGCCUAACGAAUCUGAGUAUAAGCACCACCUCUGGCCAGCCCACUCUCCAGACCUCCCAGCAAGAGUGCCGCUUUUGGAGAUGCUGGAAGACCAGGCUCUGAAAGCACCCAUGGAGGAUGUUGAAGUCAAGAUAGAAACGAAAGGGGAAAGGAAGACACAAAACCAGACUCCAGUGAGAAAAUGUGGGAAGCAAGUCUGCAAAGCCGUGGGCUAUAUCACAGGAGACAUGAAACAGUUUGGAAUCUGGCUUCAAGGUAAACCACUCCCAUUUCAGUUUGUCGACUGGGUCCUGCGAGGGAUAUCCCAGGUGAUGUUCGUCAAUAACCCUCUCAGUGGGCUUAUCAUGAUUGUUGGGUUCCUGGUCCAGAAUCGUUGGUGGACGCUCACAGGCUGUUUAGGAACAGUUGUCUCAACAUCAAUAGCACUUCUUCUGCAUCAAGACAGAUCAUCCAUAGCAGCGGGACUGCAUGGCUAUAAUGGGGUCCUGGUGGGACUGCUCAUAGCAGUAUUCUCUGACAAGGGAGAUUUCUAUUGGUGGCUUCUAUUGCCUGUUGCUGUUACAUCCAUGACAUGCCCCAUUUUCUCCAGUGCUUUAGGCUCAAUCUUCAGUAAGUGGGAUCUUCCUGUUUUCACCCUGCCUUUCAACGCAGCAGUGACAUUAUACUCUGCGGCCACUGGACACUACAACCUUUUCUUCCCUACAGUCCUCAUUAAACCUGCAACAUCAGUGCCCAAUAUCACCUGGUCCAACAUUGAUGUGCCAAAGCUGUUACAAUCCAUUCCAGUCGGCGUCGGCCAGGUGUACGGCUGUGAUAACCCCUGGACUGGUGGCAUCUUCCUGGUUGCUUUAUUCAUCUCCUCUCCUCUCAUUUGCUUGCAUGCUGCAAUCGGAUCAGCAGUGGGGAUGCUGGCAGCACUGAGCCUAGCAGCACCUUUUAGCAAUAUCUACGCUGGCUUGUGGAAUUACAACAGUUGCCUCGCAUGCAUCGCUAUCGGGGGCAUGUUCUAUGCUCUGACAUGGCAGACCCACCUGCUAGCAAUUGCCUGUGCGUUCUUUUGUGCCUAUCUGGGAGCAACUGUGGCCAAUAUGUUUUCUGUGUUCGGAUUACCAGCGUUUACCUGGCCUUUCUGCUUGUCUGCACUCACCUUUCUGUUAAUAACCACAAACAUCUCUGCCAUCUACAAGUUACCUCUCGCCAAAGUCACUUACCCAGAAGCCAACCGAGAGUAUUACCUCACAAUGAAGAAGCAGUACCGGGCUUACGAUGGCGCCAGUGGCGCCGUGGCGCCGUGCCCAGACUCAGAAGGGGCCCCGGCCAGUCCAAUCACCCAGCCAGCUGAGCCAGCCAGGAAAGCUGUCUCCGCCCCUGCUCUGCCCCCGCCCCACCUCUUCCCAGCCUUGCUCCACACCAGCCGCACCCCCACUCCAUCCCCUCCCCUAAGCUAUGUGUCCCGGGGGACUGCAGCAGGGGUUGGGCACACCCUGCACUCAGCAGGUGGUGGGAAGUGGAGUGACCCGGCCCCAGCCCGCUCCACUCCCCUGGCUCCUAGCCGUGCCACUGGUGAGUGCCAGGGGGCAGUUCCCCCCUACCCCGCAAGUCCCAAGGCUGGGAACCAGGGGAGCAGAGCAGAGCGGGCAGGGGCCAGGUUACUCCACUUCCCCCCACCCCGUGAGUGCGGGGUCAGACCCACCCUGCAAUCACCGGGUGGCAGGAAGUGGAGCGACCCAGUCCCAACCCGCUCCGCUCCGCUGGCUCGUGCUGGGUGGCGGUUUACCCCCUGCCCCGCAAGCCUGGGGAGGAGAUGGAGCAGUGGGGAAGGGGCAUGGGAUGGGGAAAAGAAAGGG
Trachemys scripta elegans is the source of this 2400-nucleotide messenger RNA. Its product is annotated as urea transporter 2-like. The transcript has 11 exons. Gene Ontology annotation, biological process: urea transmembrane transport. NCBI's taxonomy places the organism in Eukaryota, Metazoa, Chordata, Testudines, Emydidae. Gene Ontology annotation, molecular function: urea transmembrane transporter activity. The annotation marks the transcript as partial. Gene Ontology annotation, cellular component: membrane. The record is from RefSeq and is a predicted model, not a curated record.